GAUCGAGGGAAUCACGGUUACUGCGAGUCAAAAAUUGUGCCUGCUGGACUGAUUGCCUCUCCUCUGGCAGCAGAGGGCCCGCCCACCAGCAUCCACAGCAUCCGCUCGCACAGCUAGACGCUCAACCCAAGAUGCCACAAGAAGAUCCGUCACCAGCAGCCAUAGAGGCUAGCAAGGAUCGAGCAGCAGCUCUAACCAUUCAAAAGAACUAUCGAGGAUAUCGCACCAGGCGGUCUUUGGGCGGAUGCGCCUUGAGCGCUGAUGAUAGGUGGGGGGAUGCGGUGCUGAGGCUGAGAAGGGAAGGAGCGGGCAAGCAGAAUGCUGAAGGAUCGAAGAACAGCGCUGCAGAUAGGUGGCGCAGAGGAGGAUUGAUGGUUGGGCAAUUCGCUGGCAGUCCAGCUUCUGGCGGUGCAGAAGAAGGCAGCAAGGCAGGUGGUGAAGCAGGCGGUGGACAGGUUCCGGAUGAUGGACCUGUCAAGGGCGGUCCGAGUCUGCCUGAUCCCGAGGAGCAAGAGGAACAGCAUCAGCAAGAGGUCGGAAAGCACACUGAACCUCUUAGGGAAGAGAGUCACGGCUUGGUCGGCGACGUGCCAGGUGGUCAGAGCGAUGGCAAGGUGGACAAUGUGCCCAGCGUCGCCCACCAACACGAGUAUGGCUUGAAGCUGCUGGAAAGAUGGACCAGGGGCGCAAAAGCCACAGCAGCUUCUUGUAUGGCGGUCGAGUGCUCAGUGCGGGUCUCAUCAAGCUCAAGGAUGGUCUGAUCACGAGCCUGAGCCCGCUCAGUGGGCAUUACAAGGCCAACAGCGGUGCCUUCAGGUGGUUUGUUGCAUCCCUGCAGGCCGGAGGCGUGGAUUUGAGCCACGUCUCCAUUUCCAAGGUGCGUGAUCGACAAACGCUCAUGCGCCACUUUUUUUUGCGCUGACAAAAUCUCCUGC
This is a messenger RNA of Ceraceosorus guamensis, 935 nucleotides long. RefSeq lists its product as hypothetical. Gene Ontology annotation, molecular function: protein binding. The record is from RefSeq and is a predicted model, not a curated record. The coding region runs from base 132 to 761 and encodes 209 amino acids. NCBI's taxonomy places the organism in Eukaryota, Fungi, Basidiomycota, Exobasidiomycetes, Ceraceosorales, Ceraceosoraceae. The transcript has 3 exons.